AUGAAUCAUCUUGACUGCAUCUGCCCAGGUUCUCCUGGGAGACUGGCUGAAAACCUGAAAAAGUAUAAAAAUGAGACUCAUCCUUCUACAACAUGGCAGAACAUGGAUGAAGUGCAGAGACCAGAACUUGGCAAAGGUGCAAGAACCAAAUCUAUCCUCACCACCCUUCUCAAGGUGCCCCUGAUGCUUGGCUUUUUGUACCUGUUUGUUUGCUCCCUUGAUGUACUGAGCUCUGCAUUUCAACUGGCAGGAGGUAAAGUAGCAGGGGACAUAUUCAAGGACAACGCUAUCCUUGCCAACCCCGUGGCGGGGCUCGUGGUGGGAAUCCUUGCCACUGUCCUGGUCCAGAGUUCCAGCACCUCCAGCUCCAUUGUCGUCAGCAUGGUUGCCUCUGGGCUGCUGGAUGUAGCUUCUGCCAUCCCCAUCAUCAUGGGUUCCAACAUCGGUACCUCAGUCACCAACACCAUUGUGGCACUGAUGCAAGCCAGUGACAGAAAUGAUUUUAAGAGAGCCUUUGCAGGGGCCACCGUUCAUGACUGCUUCAACUGGUUGUCAGUGCUGGUUUUGCUGCCGCUUGAGGUGACCACCGGCUAUUUGUACCAAACUACCAAGGUUGCUGUGGCGGCCCUCAAGUUCUGCGUUGGACAGGAUGCUCCAGAGCUCCUAAAAGUAAUCACAGAGCCUUUCACUAGCCUUAUUAUUCAGCUGGAUAGGUCAGUGAUCACAGGCAUCGCCACAGGGAACGAGAGCUUGCACAACCAGAGUCUGAUCCAGGUGUGGUGCGAAACACCAUCCAGGCAGGUUUUUUCCAAUGACAAUAGAGGAGGACUCCUAAAUUGCAGCUCACUUAUUCCAUGCCACUUGGGAAGUUCUGGCAAUCUCAGCAGUGCCAUGAAACAGAAAUGCAACCACCUCUUUGUGGACUCCUCUCUGCCGGACUUGGCUGUUGGGCUCCUGCUGCUGGCUGGGUCCCUGAUCAUGUUGUGUACCUGUCUCAUCAUGUUGGUUAAGCUACUCAACUCUGUGCUCAAAGGCCAGGUAGCCAGAGCUAUCCAGAAGGUCAUUAACACAGAUCUGCCAUCCCCAUUUGGCUGGGUCACUGGAUACUUCGCCAUGCUUGUUGGUGCUGGAAUGACCUUUGUGGUACAGAGCAGUUCCGUCUUCACAUCGGCAAUCACACCACUCAUCGGCCUUGGUGUCAUUAGCCUGGAACGUGCCUAUCCACUCACUCUGGGUUCAAACAUGGGAACAACAACCACUGCUAUCCUAGCCGCUUUAGCCAGUCCAGGAGACAAAUUGGCCAGCGCUUUUCAGAUUGCUCUCUGCCAUUUUUUCUUCAACCUCUCUGGGAUCUUGCUGUGGUAUCCUCUGCCCUGCACCCGCCUCCCCAUCCAAAUGGCCAGAGGACUCGGAGAACAGUCAGCCAAAUACCGCUGGUUCGCAAUCUUCUACUUGAUCAUCUGUUUCCUGUUGCUGCCAUCGCUGGUGUUUGGACUCUCCCUGGCUGGAUGGCGUGUCCUGGUGGGCGUGGGAGCCCCCUUCUUGAGCCUUCUGGCUUGUGUGGCCUUUGUCAACUUCAUGCAGUCACGAAACCCUAGCCGACUGCCUCAGUGGCUUCAGAGCUGGGACUUCCUACCCUUCUGGCUGCGCUCCUUGCAACCCAUAGAUGGGCUGGUCACCAGGACCAUGCAGUGCUGCACUGUUUGUUGUUCACACAGCCGAGAGAAACACAGUGCUACAUCUCCCCAGGCAAAAGUCAAAUUGGGCCUGUGUAAUCCUUCACUCAGCUUCCUGGAGGAAUUAUCUCUCCCACCAAAAUCCUCAUCCUUUGUGAAUUCACAGCCAGCACCAAAAGCUACCUACCUGUAA
Anolis sagrei ordinatus is the source of this 1869-nucleotide messenger RNA. RefSeq names its product solute carrier family 34 member 1 (gene SLC34A1). Gene Ontology annotation, molecular function: sodium:phosphate symporter activity. The record is from RefSeq and is a predicted model, not a curated record. Gene Ontology annotation, biological process: sodium-dependent phosphate transport; intracellular phosphate ion homeostasis. Gene Ontology annotation, cellular component: brush border; apical plasma membrane; vesicle. Lineage: Eukaryota; Metazoa; Chordata; Lepidosauria; Squamata; Anolidae.